Messenger RNA from Varanus komodoensis (Komodo dragon), 3977 nucleotides. It is a transcript of the gene BCLAF3, whose product is annotated as BCLAF1 and THRAP3 family member 3. The transcript has 13 exons. Gene Ontology annotation, biological process: positive regulation of transcription by RNA polymerase II. The record is from RefSeq and is a predicted model, not a curated record. Gene Ontology annotation, cellular component: mediator complex. NCBI's taxonomy places the organism in Eukaryota, Metazoa, Chordata, Lepidosauria, Squamata, Varanidae. Bases 668 to 2641 code for a protein of 657 amino acids. Gene Ontology annotation, molecular function: transcription coregulator activity; DNA binding.
GGCCGACGGGGAACGGCUGCUCUUCCUCUUCUUUGCGCCGCGCUCCUGUUCCUCCUUCCUCCCCCGGGGCUGGGCCGAGCUGGGCUGCGGGCACGAGGAGAAGCUCUGAGCUGAGCGCUCGCAGGGAGGCGGCGGCCUCCGAAGAGAGGACCUCGGAAACUGCAGUAACUGGAGAGGAGAAGGAGGGCUGGCGGAGAAGGUGGCAGCGGGACAAGCUUCAAGAAGUUAGUUUAUAAAUAUAUGAGAAGAUGGUCAGAUCACGAUUGAGAUCACCAAGAUGGAAACGAAGGACAAUAUGUUUCUCAGAAGCCCUUCUGGUGGCAUUUGAGGGAGUAUUGGGUCACCACUAGGAGCUAGGUGGUGGUAGCUCACAAACUGUCCCUACUUCUUUGCCCAUCACUUCAGGGCAAGAUGUUAUCCAGAAGCUUAUAUGGGAACUUGUUUGAUGUAGACAGCUUCUUCCUGUAUCUGCGCAUGCAUUUUAACUUAAAAACAACAGGGAAGCUACACGUUGCAACUGCAAGUCCUUUAAAAAAAAUCCUCACCCCACAAUAAGCUACCGUCUUUAUCACCUGCCCUGCGGAGUCAGGAGCAUGGGAGACAGAGACACAAUCAUAUUAAUUAUGACUCUGAGUACAAGACUUUUCGGAAAGACUUGAAGAAACCUAUGCCUUGGAGAGUGGAUGAUGGGAAGCAUGGACAAGCCAAUUCUAGAUAUACACCACAUGAAACUAACCACCAUCGACUUCAUGAACGUAGGUCAUACUCACCAACUCUGAAAAGGAUUUCUGCAGAAGACAUACAUAGUCAUAAAUCUUGUAGAACACAUUCUUCAGAGAGAAAUGAAAAUAUCAGAAGAUGCCCAUUCCCUUCCAGAUAUUCAGAAAUGUCUCGAAAAGAACACAGUCAAUCUUUCUAUCCACCCAAAACACGUGUCAGAGAGGUGCAUGAAGAAACCCGAGCUGUUGCAAAUGCAAAAGAGAUUAAGACCUUUCACAGACCAUUAGAUACUUCUUGUAAGUUUGAAAGGAAGUGGAAUGAAAAUAACUUGAGGUACCAUCAGUCGCAGGAAGACCAGUCAACUCAAUCACCUCGAAGAUUUUCUAAUGAAUUAAUGCCAAGGAUCUCUUUCCAGAAGAGGUAUCCUGAAGAUCGUGAAUACAGAGAAUAUGGGCAUACAUCCAAAAGGGCUAAAGAAAUGGAGAGGUAUGAUGAUGGAGAAAUAGCAAGCAAUUCAAAGUGGAAGCAAGAUCUUUCUUCUAUACCCAAGCAAGAAAAACAAGAACAAAGAAAUCUUGGUUUUCAAACCUAUCGUCCUGUUGAAAAAGAAUAUAGCGACAGUUGUCCAACAAAGAUUACAUAUGACUAUAGUCAUAAACGUCAUAGACAUCCAGAUGGAGGAAAAUACAUUUCUGAUGAAAAAAGAGGAAAAUAUAUCAAGGUGGAGGACAAGAAAUAUACAUAUUCUAAAGGAGCUUGGAACAGCAAAUACUCAGAUUACUAUAGCAAUGAAAGAGUUAACCAUUCAGAAGAAUCUUGUACUGAAGUGGCAAUGAAAUAUAUUUCAGGGAAAGGCUGCAAUUCAUCUUACAAAAGUGAUGCUGGUCUGUUGCCCUUUGAUCAAAAAGAGAAGGAAAGAAUAAAGAAAGAUGUGGAUGUUAGGGGAAGAAUUGAUUCUUCCAACAGUCAUCAGCACGACACCCAUCAUAGCAUUUCAGAUGUGAAAGUUUCAGAUGUCCACACUAAGAAAGAAAAACUUACAGUCAAAGUGGAUAUGAAGAAAGCAAUAAAUAAGUACAGGGGUGCUUCUAGUCAUAUCAUGGAGAGGCAGACCUCACGUGACCUAGUAGCCGUGGGUAGAAAAACUGAAAAUUUCCAUCCUGUAUUUGAACAUAUAAAAUCUGUGAUGCAGAAGGUAGAACAAAACCCAUCCAAAGAAUUUGCUCAAGAAAUCAUCACAAUUAUCCACCAAGUUAAAGCAAAUUAUUUUAAAUCUUCUGCUCUAACGUUACAUGAACGUUUCUCAAAAAUACAAGAUAAACCAGUGGUAAAUGAAGUUAAAAGGCAUCCCGAUCCUGAAAUUCACAGGAGAAUUGAUAUGUCUUUAGCAGAACUUCAGAAUAAAGGAUCUAUUUCAUGUGAGUCUGGAAAGAGUGCUGUGAGAAUUCUAGAAGAUCCAAAUGAUCUAAGACAUGACAUAGAGAGGCGAAGAAAGGAGAGGUUACAGAAUGAAGAUGAGAAUACCUUUUACGUUGAUGGUGUAUCACAAAGGGAUGAACAUGGUUGUAGUUUUCCAAAAUUACGAAACCCUCAACCAUAUGGAUUCCAGAAAUCUUCAAGAUUCCUAAAUUCUCCUUUCAGGAAGUUUAUUAGGAAACCUCACAUGAAUCAUCAUUAUGCUGCAAAACCACGUGAUAACAUUGUACAUGAGCAAUUUGAAGGCAAUCUUGAAACAUCUCAUAGACCCUUCAAGCAGCCCCACUUUACUGAUGGUCGACCACACUUCAGAUCAAACUUGGUACAGAAGGGCUUGUAUAUACAGGCAAAAUAUCAGCGAUUACGUUAUGCUGGAGCAAGGGGCUUUACUACUAAUAAAAUAAGAAGAGGAUUUUUGAGGAAGGAACAGGACCUGGAAAUCUGAACCGAAGGUGUGAAGUGGAGAGCUCUGAUUAUAAAGAUCACUGCAAGGGAGCCUUUGUCUGCAUUUGACAGCUCCGUCAAGAAUUGAAAUGGAAAAAAUCAAAACUAAUACUUUAACUUUUCUUGAGAAAGAUUUUAUUUUUCAGUAGUAUAAUGUUGCAAAACUUUUUUACUGUUUUAAUAAUGGCUUUUCAAAAACAGCAUUCAACUGAACAUUGUAGGAUUAUUCCUUUUAGUUCCUCUUGCAGGCAAGUCUGAAAAAAAACUGAAGGGAGUCCUUAUUUAUUGAAUACCUUCUUUUCGCUAAGCAUGGUUUAAUUACUAGAACUUGAGUUGUUAUACACAGAAGUUUAUAUGUUCAAAGUUUAUUGCUUAUAAAAUAAACAAAAACAAAAAGUGCCUAUGUUCUGUGACAGCAAGUAUAUUUGGUGAUUUUCCCAACUAUUUACUCAGAAAUUCUGAAGCUCUGUCUACUUUGGUAGGACUUUUGUUUUACAUUUUGGUAGAUUAUAUUAACAUUUAGAAAACUUUCGUGUAUUUCAAAGCUGUUAAAGUGUAAAGGAAUGUGGGUUACAUGUGUUAUAUAUCCUCCUGACUACACUAAAGACAGAGGAAAUGGAGAUCUGUAUUCAAAAAUACUGCAAGUUUUUAAUUUAGCCAGCUUUGACAACUAAAGACUUAAUCAAGUUCUACUUUAUCCAUUAUACUAAUAUGUGGGGUUUUUUUUAGAAAUGUAGUUUUACAAAUUUCUCCAGUGAAACACAUUUACCUAAGUCAGAAUGAAGUUCAAAGGAAUUGUGUUCCACUUCUUACCUGAAUGGAACUCUUCUUCUCUUAAAAAAAAGUUUUUUUCCCUAAAAUUUCAGCCAUUUUGUAGACCUAAGGGUCAGUGUAUAUCAAUAUGUGACUUGUGUUAUAAUGUCUACUAUCACCUACUGUGAGGCAUUUUGACAUGUCGGGUAUUUUGAUUCAAAUUCAGUUUAGGUUACAUACUGUUGCUACACAUCCUUGUGAUUCUUUGGAAUUUGAAGAUUUCAGAGCCUGCAAUUUGUGAAGUUAGGCUGUGAAGGUGUGGUUCUGGAUGUCAGAAGCACAUGUCACCAAUGCCCUAAUCUUCUAGAACAAGAAAUGACUUGCCAAGGUAAAAAGGAGUUCUUUGUAGUCUUAUUUAUAUACUUGGAAAUGAUUUUUAAAAGCCCUCAACUAUUGUGUCUGCAUUAUAAAUCUACCUAUGUAAGUAAAGAAUGUAUUUGUUCAGGAGACAGGGAAAUUACAUGGUUUGAAACACUGUUGCUUAUUAAGGCAUUAAACAUUUCACUGAGCCAUCAGUCAUUGCA